Molecule: messenger RNA, 1272 nt
Organism: Aspergillus steynii IBT 23096
Lineage: Eukaryota; Fungi; Ascomycota; Eurotiomycetes; Eurotiales; Aspergillaceae
Exons: 3
Coding region: 208-1272 (354 amino acids)
Source: RefSeq, a predicted model, not a curated record
GCUUGUAUGACUUCAAGCCAUCAAUCCAACGUUGCAUGGCCAGCCCCGUCAGCCCUCGUAUAGGCAGGAUAUGCGUACUACCCACAUGUGCUACAUACACGUUGAAUAUCAUGCAGAGGUGGCAUGCGCCCAUAAGAGGAGCUGAGGCUCACUGUCCGGCGCCUCAAGUCUUGAUCUCUUCUCCAUUCAUUUGAUCCACCGUUCCAUAUGUCUGACAUCCCACACAAUGACAUCUCCCCCGAGCGCAUGAGGGAGUAUUGCGGCGACGAGCUCCGAGAUGUCGCUAUCGCUUUCAUCAUCAUCGAUACCCUCGCGGUCGGACUACGCUUUGUCUCCCUGAGACUCAGCGAGAAGCGAUUCGGCAUCGACGAUCUCCUCACCAUCCCUGGCUACCUCUGCUGCAUGAGCCUCAACGUCCUAUCUCUCGUACUCAUCAAUGCCGGCCUCGUCGGCUACCACAUGGACGUCAUCGCAGCAACCAACCCGCACCUCCUCGUCCCCUGGGCCAAAUGCCUCUACGCCACGCCACCCGUCUACUCCGCCGCCUGUUGCUUCCCCCGCGUCAUCCUCCUCACCCUGUAUCUGCGUAUCGUGCACGCCCAGAAACCUUACCGAGUCGCUUGCUUCGCUUUGAUCACCUUCGUCGUCGCUCUGGGCGUCGCCGAUACCCUAGCCGGCGCCUUCGAGUGCUGGCCCGUCGCUUACCUCUGGGAUAAGUCCAUCCCCGACGGCCACUGCUUCGAUAUCCCGCUCUUCUACCACUGGGGCACCCUGCCCAACGUCCUUGUCGAUCUGAUGAUGUUGAUCCUCCCGCAGCCCGUCAUCUGGUAUCUGCAGGUCCCUGCGCAGGUUAAAUUCGGCCUAGCAGCUACCCUGCUUACCGGUAGCAUCGGAAUGGUGACGUCCAUCGUCCGGUGCGUGGCCUUUUUCACCAACGACCCUCUCGUCGACGGUACUUGGAAGUCCGUCCUCUUUCUGAAAUGGAGCAUCAUCGAGCCGGGCGUCUACCUGAUUGCGGCCUGUUUGCCGUGCUAUCGGCCUCUGGUUAAGUUGGUCUUGGGUCGGGGAUAUACGGCGGUGGAGUCAAGCUGUAAACCUGCGAGUCCGGUGGCUUCGGUGCGCAGGGACACCCCGGUCUCGGGGUCGAAUUUGCAUCGUUCUGUCUCGGGGGGAUCGGAGAUGGAUUUGGAGAUGAGGGCGUGUCCUGUGCGGGAGUUGGACCGUGGUCGAUUGAGUGAUGAGUUUAGGCUAGUGGGGGGUGGGAGUGUUUGA